This is a messenger RNA of Solenopsis invicta (red fire ant), 658 nucleotides long. Its product is annotated as proteasome assembly chaperone 4. NCBI's taxonomy places the organism in Eukaryota, Metazoa, Arthropoda, Insecta, Hymenoptera, Formicidae. The record is from RefSeq and is a predicted model, not a curated record. Gene Ontology annotation, biological process: proteasome assembly. Bases 191 to 589 code for a protein of 132 amino acids. The transcript has 2 exons.
UGUUAUAUUUUCUGAACGCAACUUUCGAGAAGUUCGCGUCCUCGCGAAUAUGUAUUGAUAUGUAUGUCAUGUUAUAAAAGAAAACAUAAUAUUUCGGAAUAAAAAUUGUACUGUUAACGCAAUUGGCUAUUCUUGGAAGUCAAAUACAUUCAACUACUUGAAAAUUAAGGUGAAAAAACCAAAAUAAAGGAUGACGAGUGCAACAGAGGAAAAAGCUGAAAUGGAAUUAUUACCAUGCAGCUUUAAAUUUCACGAUUUUGUCGCCAAAGUCAGCGACAUUAGUAUUAGUUGUCAAAUAAUAAAAAUGGAAGAUUGUUUGUAUCUGUGGAUUGGAGAUUCUACUAAUUGCAGCAUGGAAGACCUAUCCUUCGCUCUUACUUCAAACUUUGAGAGACAACCUAUUGCGACCAAGGUCAUGGGUUCUGUAGCAGAUGCCACAUCUACAAACAUGGCUAAGAGAUUAAGCAUGAAACUUGGCAAACCAGUAUAUGUUAGUUUUAAUAUAACUGCAGACAAUAUAAUAUUGCCAGGAAUUGAGAGGAGAAUACAAGAAGAGUUCAAAACACAUGUAGAUUUAUUAGGUUUUUGAUUAUGCACGUAUCUUUCAUGUAUUGUGUAAUAUUUCUUUUUAUUAAUAAAUUUAUAACAUUUUAAAUUA